Vitis vinifera (wine grape) is the source of this 681-nucleotide messenger RNA. RefSeq names its product RNA-directed DNA polymerase homolog. The coding region runs from base 1 to 681 and encodes 226 amino acids. NCBI's taxonomy places the organism in Eukaryota, Viridiplantae, Streptophyta, Magnoliopsida, Vitales, Vitaceae. The record is from RefSeq and is a predicted model, not a curated record. The transcript has a single exon.
AUGACGGGAAUCCACCCUUCAGUCACCUCUCAUAAGCUUAACAUAUUGCCUUCAUCAAGACCUGUUCGGCAGAAGGUUAGGCGGUUCCACUCGGACAAACAAAAAAUUAUUCAAGAUGAGGUUGACAAAUUGUUGGAAGCCGGAUUUAUUAGAGAAGUGGAGUAUCCGAACUGGCUAGCAAAUGUGGUGGUAGUCCCCAAAAAGGAAGGGAAAUGGCGAGUGUGCGUCGAUUACACCAACCUCAACAAUGCGUGCCCGAAAGACAGUUUCCCUCUACCGCAGAUAGAUCAGAUCGUGGACUCCACUGUCGGACAAGGAAUGCUCUCCUUCCUAGAUGCCUUCUCCAGAUACCACCAAAUCCCCAUGGCCUUUACUGACGAAGAAAAGACAGCCUUUAUAACACCGUAUGGGCUUUACUGUUAUAAAGUCAUGCUAUUCGGACUCAAAAAUGUCGGUGCCACCUAUCAGAGAUUGAUGACAAAAAUCUUCAAACCCCUAGUUGGCCGCACAGUAGAGGUAUAUAUUGAUGACAUAGUAGUUAAAAGUAAAACCCGAGAUGAGCAUGCGCUCCACUUGCGAGAAGUCUUCCACCUACUAAGGAAGUACGACAUGAAGCUAAAUCCAUCCAAAUGCGCUUUUGGCGUGAGCGCCGGGAAAUUCUUGGGGUUCAUGGUCAGCUAA